AAAACCACUCAGGACAAGACCAUCAGAACAGCACUGGGCUACUGAUUUGUAUGCUGUGCAUAUGUUCACUGUUCACAUAAUAACAGGGAUUUUAUUAGCCAUACUGUGCGUCAAGCACAGUGCAUACUGUCCUGGGCAUUUUUACUCAACACCAACACUGUGGAGCACCCAUCAUGAGCUUCUGUAGGCUGGGACUCACAACUAUGUGCAUCUCUCUUCAUCAGGCACCUUGUCAAAAGCCAUCCACACUAUGGGGAUAACGCUGCAAGUAUUUGGUGAACGUGUGUGUGUUAAGUACCGCUUAAUUUUCCGCUCAUUGGGCACCAUUUACAAACAGUGGAAGAUCUGUGAAAAUUCCCAUGAGGCAGCACAGCAGCAUCCAGAGGCCACCACACAUGUCUCAUGGCUACUCUCCACCCCGCGAUGAUGGUCUGCACAGGGCUUCUUCCUGGGGUAGCUCCCAAGUAACCUCCAUUCAGCUUUCCUCCUGCUGUUCCAUGGUGCUUGUCUUCCAGCAGAAUCUCUCUCACUUUAACAAUUAAAUGGACAACCCAGGAAACCUACACUUGGAAUUCAGUGAAAGAAAUGUUAGUCUCCUGUGGAGUGUCUCAUUAGGUUAAAAGAAAGUUACUGAAAAGUCUGAUGGGAAAAUGAAUUUCUACAUUUUGCUUAGGGCCCAAAAAGAAUCCCAGAUUUUGUUUUCAUUGAAGUGCAUAUAGUAGCAUUUAUUUUGACUCAGGGAGAUGCAGUUCAUUUUUAAUAUUCACAAAAGCUUCUUGACAUCAGAUCCAAAGCUUGUGCUGUGGAGAUAUGGUUGAACAUUCUCAUGCAGCAUCACUGAGCCAGAAAGCAACCUGAGAAACCUCAGAACUCCAUGUGCGGGAAGAUUCCAUCCGACUUCAUAAAAUAAUACCUGGACCUGAGAACUCUACAUGUGGGAAGAUUCCAUCCAGCUUCAUAAAAGAAUACCCGGAUCUUCAAGGUUGGCAAAGAAGAGAAAAGCUCCUUGGGAACUUAGUUACCAGGUCUCAUAGCACCAGCUCUGUGUCCUCAGAGUCGCUGUCAUCAAGGAGACCUCUCACUGGUCACCGCUGCAGCCCCCACAUGGACCAGUAUGUGUCCACAGCUCCUCCCCGAUUCCCUAUAGCACAGCUUGGAACAUUUAAACAAGACUCUGCAGGAAUGGGACAGAUACUCAAGGGGAAUUUGCUGCAGAAGAAAGCACCUACCACGUUUGAAAAUGAACACCAUAUUCGUUUCUUCACAUUGUUGGUUCUUUUCCAUGUGAUGGUGUUGCUGAGGAUUCAUAGCAGGAUACAAGGGGUUUCUGAAGACUGGAAAAGGGCCAACAGCAUAUUUCGAAAGUAAAAAACUCCUUCUUUCUCCCACUGUAGGCUUUUUGUGUUUUCAACAUACCCAGCCUCACUCGGAAAAAUAAAAAUAAAAAUAAAGCACCCACUCACAUGAGCAGCCAAGUUUCAGAUACCAGUGGGCACAAGCUCUUCCAAAUGUCUCCUGUUCUGGAGAUGUUCACAGUCCUCACAUCAAAACUGAAACAAGCAAACAAAAAAAUAAAAAGCUUACUACCAAAUACCCUAGGAAUAAGACUUAAACUCUAUUUGGAAAUUGAAUUUCUUCCAUAGUCAAUCAAUAUUUAAUAAAGAGAGAAAAGGAGCUCAUUACAAAGACCAUCUUGUUUCUCCACAAGUCAUCUAUGUGAGAUUCCAGAAUUUCAGGGCGAUAAGUUCUUAAUUGGAACAUUAUAUAUUCUCUUUGCAGCCAGUAAGUAUGCAUCACUUCACGAGAAAGCACUGCGGCCAACAUUUCUCCUGGUCUGCUCUGGGUUUCAGUGAAGGGCAGGCCUGAAAGCACCUUGGGAAAUGAGGUAGAGCCAAGCUAACCCUGGAGAGCCGUUGAGCUUACGGAAGGUUGAGUGAUUACGCAGGCAUAGUCUUGAGUUUUAUUUUCAGUUUGAAUACUGAUAACUAGUCUGUACAGUCACAGGCUUACUAUAGGGAGUUUAUUCUACAUCAGCUAUAUUCUCUCUUCCUUAGCAGCACUUAAUGGGUUGGCUGGAAAGUUGUUCCCAGCCAAGCCAAUAUCCCAUGGGUUAUAAAUGACAUUUCAUGCUCAUAUGCAGAUUUUCUGCACUGAAGUGAAUUAUUUACAAGGUAGGCCUUAUGGAUUCCAACAGUCAGCUGCCUGAGAUUUACACCUACCCGUUCUCUCUACUCUCUUGCUGGGAGAAUGUGACGUCUCCCACUGCCGUUUAACAUCUGAAGAUUUAGCGGGAGCUGCCCUUCCUGAGGCAGGUGCUCCCUUGCUUGAGAUGGCAACUGGAAAGGCCAUGCACCCUGGAAGCUGGAAGGUAAACUGAGGCUCUCCCAGAGGUGCUUCUCCUGCCCGGGGAGGAUGCUGUCCGCAUGCAAAUGCACACGAGGAGCACCAGGAAGAAUUUAAGUUCUGGGGAGGCCUUCCUGCCCAUUAACAGGGAUUUUAUUACCUUGGGUUUUAGCUACUUAGUUUAAUAAUUUCUUCCUGAAUGUGUGUGAAAAUCCAAAUUUUCUCCUAAAGGAAGCUCUGUGUUCAGCAGUGUGCUCUGUCCUCUGUGGAACAGAAGAACCAACAUGUCGUUUCUACCUCCCAGGAACUCCAGGGGUUGAAAAGCCUCCCAACUUACAGCAAGGAUGAUGAAAAUAUAAGUAAGAGUUCGGCACCAGACAAAUCCACCAAUGGAACAAAAAAAGCAGCACAGACACCAAGUUAAGUACACAAGGGUCUCUAAUCUAUGAUAAAAUCAGCAUUUAAAAUUAGCAAAAAGUAUGGUUUUUAAAAUAUGUUGAAUGAGAACAACUGACUAUGCAUUUGGAAAAAGUAAGAUGAAGAUCCCUACCUUAUAUUAUCAACAAAAAUACAUGUAUGUUGAAUCAAAGACCUAAAUGUAAAAAUAAAAUCCAAAGAAUACUGGAAGAAAAGAUGGAGGAACAUUUCUGUAGCCUUGCAGUGAGAGUAAACAAAAGGAAAGAAGGGACUUACCAAAUUUUAUAAACUUUCUCCCAAUAAAAACCAGACUAAACAAAAUUAAAACGUAAGUGACAAACAAGGGAGGGAAAACAUUUACAACUGACUAUUAAUAUUCCAUAUUCAGAGAAAUCCAACUCAUUGGAAGAAAAUGACAGACAAUACCCUAAAGGGAUAAAGAAUACUUAUAGGCAAAAAAGAAGUACACACGGCAAAUAAAUCUGUGAAAAGAUGCUCAACCACGGUAUUGAUUAAAGGAAUAAGGAAGUGAAUAACAACAAAAUAGUUUUUGCCAAAUCUGAUUGUCAACAUGUCAUAUAUUGUUAACAUUGAUUGCUGUCAAGGCUGUGAAAAACUAGGCAGCUUCAUAAUUGUUGGCAGGAACAACCAACUGCUACAAACAUUUUGGGGGCAAUUUGGAAUUAUCUAAUAAAAUAUAUUUGCAUACCCUUUGGCCAUGCCAUUUCACUUUUACGGAUCU
Messenger RNA from Pan troglodytes (chimpanzee), 3502 nucleotides. It is a transcript of the gene SMIM21, whose product is annotated as small integral membrane protein 21. Bases 1105 to 1368 code for a protein of 87 amino acids. The record is from RefSeq and is a predicted model, not a curated record. Lineage: Eukaryota; Metazoa; Chordata; Mammalia; Primates; Hominidae. The transcript has 3 exons.